CUGGCAACCCUGACCAAACUGCGACAGCGCCAAUGGCAGCAUUCUCAGUAGUGUUAACAUUAGUGUGUAUCGCUGUGGACGGGGAGGAUGACAGCAACAAGGAUUAAGUAGUGGCUUUGAUUUUGCCUGCUCACACAGAGAACACUUUUUUACUUUGGCCCUACACAAGAAGCUUGUAGUGCUAAAGUCCAGCGUUGAAUAUGAUUCCUGGGAUGGGUUGGAGGUGAGGAAGCAUGUGGUGGAAAUCUCGGGUGAUGAGGCGAACGUGAUGACAGCAUGGUCCAUGGUGGAGAAGCUCAAAAUGGAAAAAAGCCCAUGCAGGGAGGAGAAUAUUGACUCAAGAGAGGCCCAGCAUGCCAGUGGUGAGUCGGAGGAUGGGAGCAGCUCCGAAAGCGAGUCGGAAGAGCAGCAGCGCCAAAAGUUGCAGGUGAGCAACAGCAGCUGUAAGAAGAGGGAGCCAUUGGUCCCCACAAAACCUCAUCGACAGCUUUGUCGCUCUCCAUGCCUCGACCGGCCCAGCUUUUCUCAGAGUAGCAUGGUGCAAGAGUUUCGUGUUGAUGAGGCCAAUGCUGGACCAGGGAUUAAGCACACGAGUGACAGGGAGUACCAAACAAAGAUGGAAUUUGCCUUGAAGUUGGGCUACUCAGGAGAGCAGGUGGAGACAGUGCUCAACAAGUUGGGGGCUGCUGCUCUUAUUAAUGAUGUUCUUGCUGAGUUGGUAAGGCUUGGUAACAAGACAGAGCCUGAAAGUCAAACUAGCACCAGUACAACUGCACCGGUAUCUCGAGCGCCCUGUGUUAAAGAGGCUGUGAGUCCAGAGGUGUCACUAGAAGAUGAAUCUGUGGACACGUUUGACAACCUCAGACCCAUCGUCAUUGAUGGCUCAAAUGUUGCAAUGAGCCAUGGAAAUAAAGAGACGUUCUCUUGCCGUGGUAUCCAGUUGGCUGUUGAAUGGUUCCGGGAGAAAGGACACAAAGACAUCACUGUGUUUGUCCCAGCCUGGAGAAAGGAGCAGUCAAGGCCUGAUGCCCUCAUCACAGAUCAAGAAAUUUUACGCAAGCUGGAAAAAGAGAAGAUACUGGUGUUCACCCCAUCUCGGAGAGUUCAAGGCAGGAGAGUGGUGUGCUAUGAUGAUCGCUUCAUAGUGAAGCUGGCUUGUGAUUCUGAUGGAAUUAUUGUGUCAAAUGACAACUACAGGGACUUGCAAAAUGAGAAGCCAGAGUGGAAGAAAUUCAUAGAAGAGCGUCUCCUUAUGUACUCAUUUGUCAACGACAAAUUCAUGCCGCCUGAUGAUCCUUUAGGAAGACAUGGUCCAAGCUUAGAAAACUUCCUCCGCAAGCGUCCUGUUGUUCCAGAGCACAAAAAACAACCUUGCCCAUAUGGGAAAAAGUGUACAUAUGGACAUAAGUGUAAGUACUAUCAUCCAGAGCGUGUCAACCAGCCACAGCGGUCAGUGGCUGAUGAACUGCGAGCCUUUGCCAAGUUGUCUGCAGUGAAGACAAUGAGUGAGGGGGCUUUGGCCAAGUGCGGUACCGGUCCAGCAACUGUAAAGGGAGAUAGUGGCUCUGAGGCCAAACGCGUGGCACCCAAACGUCAAUCUGACCCCAGUAUUCGCUCAGUGGUCUGUGAACCAGAAGAGGCACUAUCUGUUAUCAGGAAGCCUGAGACAAAUUCCGUGCCUUCCCUCGUUUCUGCUCUCAGUGUGCCCACCAUGCAGCCUGCCAAGAGCCAUGCAGCUGGUGCCUUGAACACAAGAUCAGCCAGCAGCCCAGUGCCAGGCUCAAUGCAGUUCGCACACAAUUCUUUGGAGCACAUGUCUAGUGUACAGUACCCACCCAUUUUAGUUACCAAUAGUCAUGGCGCUUCUGUCACAUACAGUGAACAGUUCCCAAAGUAUGAUUCAGUGAGUGACCAUGGAUAUUACUCGAUGCAUAGUGAUUUUUCAAAUAUGAGCAUGAGCAGCAUGCAUAAUGUCGACAGUUUCUGUAGCAUGGAGCACGAGCAUGGUGUGUAUCAGAGAAAUCCCAGCCAUUGUGCUGAAUCCUGCCUCAGCCAUUCAAACAGUGACUCAUUCUCUUCUUAUGACUUGUACCCAAGUUCUGUGGACAGCAGCUUAGAGGAGAGCAUGAAGGGGCAGCAGCAGUCACCUGCUCAGGCUAGGAUCCAAGCUUUCUCUCAUGGGUUUCAUCAUGAGACACUGACCAGGGUUCAGAGUUAUGGACCUGAGGAGCCCAAGCAGGGCCCCCGUAAGCAGUCUACAUCUCAUCUAGCACCACAUAUCCAGCACGCUGCAGUGGGAGCAAGGUCCAGCUGCCCUGGGGACUAUCCCCUUACGCAGAAUGUCCUCCCACCUCUGUCCUCACAGCCCACACGCUCUCUUGGCAUGACACGCAUGGAUAGCAUAUCAGAUUCAAGGCUAUAUGAUAGCAACCCGAUGAGACAGAGGCGACCUCCAUUGUGCCGCGAGCAGCACGCAAGCUGGGACCCUCUGCCUUGUGGUAAUGAAUCCUAUGGAUAUCAUUCGUACCUUCUGAGUAACAGCUUGAUGCCAUGUUGUGAGCGGGUGAUGGUGCGCAGCAUGCCCGACAAAAUGGAACAAAUUUGGAACUCGCCAUGGGAGACCCAGUCUGCAUCUGAACAUCAAGAGCGGUAUGUCAUCCCAGACCACCAGUAUCAAACAUAUCGGAACCUUUGCAACAUCUUCCCUGCUUACAUUGUCCACUCAGUCAUGGAGAAGAACCCUCAUUUGACUGAUCCACAGCAACUUGCCGCUGUCAUUGUCACGAAGCUGAGGUCUUGCCAUUGAGUGAUUAAUCUUGUUUAAAAUUUUAAGAUUAAUGUGUAGGAUUCAGCAUGUAAGGCAUAGUAUUAUCUUAGACAGGAAUGUGAUGUCACUGUAAUUGUGACAGCUUAAGCCAGAGAUGCUGACAUAAGGACUUAGAUGGCAACUAUAGGCACUUGUUUGAUGUUGCUACAUGUGCAACAAAUGCCCUCAGGAGUUCAUCUUUUUUGAAAUGUCUCUGAUUAAUGAAAUCUAGCUUUCUUGAUUUUACAUCACUUGGUUGAUACAGAAGUAAUCUGUCCUAAGUAAAUUCAAGUCGAAACCCAAGACAUUUCACAUAAAAGCUAAGUUUUCAUAUUCAAUGUGGUGCAUUUGAUAUGAGGUUAGACCUUAUUUGAAAUAUGGUUAAUAACACAUUCAUAAUGCCUGAGCAGGAGCUGCAUAGCAGCUUUGUGCGAUAUUCGUGAGCACUGAUCAGACUUUUAUGCAAGUUUUCUUAAGGUAUUUAACAUCCAUGUCAUUUUUAGCAAAUUUGUGGAAUGGCCUGCUAAUACUAAGCAGGACAGGUAAACAUCCUUUUAAUCAGUUCCAACUUUGCUACUGCCAGUUUGAUAGAUUUUAUUUUACGUAAGAUUGUGAAGGCUGGGUAGUUGGUUUAGCUAACUAACACAUCUAGCUAGUGUGAUGCUGAACCUAGAUCUUUACAUGAAUCUGUCCAAGCUAAGUGGAAUAGUAAACAGGUCAGUGACAUAGCAGGACAGUUCAGCUUGCUCAUGUUUACCCAGCAACAUUUCCUAUAUUUGCCUUACGGAAGCUGACAUAUAAGUCAGGUCAGCAUUCAUGAGUGCACCAUGUAGCUUUUAUGAAGAUCUUGCUCAGGUACUGUGACUGUGUUUUUACAUGCAUCUUAAAUGUUUCUGAUACAGUUUAAAUAUAGAUAACUUUGCUUAGGUCUGCCUCUGCUGUAAAUAAUACUUGUAAUUUUUUUUGUGCAGAUUUUUUUUCUUUUUUAAAAGAUAAGUCAGAGGGAGGUAAGUACAUACCUCACAGCAUGAACUUUGACAUUUAAUGGCCUUAUAUCUGAAUGACCUCACGCUUUAGUCAUUGUCUAAUCGGUUUCAGUGAAAAUCUUUUGUCAUUGAAGCCUCCUCCUUUGAAAUGUAAAGCACUAUCUCAUUAUCUAAAGAGAUAUAUUUUCUCAGUCUCACUUAACAAAGCUACUAUUUUGGUAGAAUUUGAAAGUGCACCCAGCAAGCCAAAAAAGAGAGAUUUGACUUGUACACGUGUGCACAUAUUUAUGUACAUAUAAUCACACAAAAAGCCAUCAUUUCAAAUACAUUUAUAAGCUGCUAAAUAAUGCCAAAAAAGAGAAUUUAUCUAGUGUCAAUAUUCUACUGAACACUUUGAUUUAUAGAAUAGAUUGGAUUAUAGUUAAACUAAUAUAAGUGUUUGGAUAAUUUUCUAUGGAGUACUGUAUAGUUACCUUUCUGCUGAUUUUAUUGGUUACUGCGUUCAGGAUUUUCAUGUUUAUGUCUCUGUCAAAUUUGUGGUGGUGAUGCUUUUCAGUGCUAAAAUAUAUUAAUACGGUUAUCUUUGUUUCAAACAGUGGCUCUCAUGAGCUGCUUCAUGUUGUCAGUGGGGCAGUUUGGUCUCAGGAGUUUUCAGGUUCAUUUUGUUGCAGAAUUGUCUUAAAAUUGAUUUCAGUGGAUUCAAGUGAAUUCAGAAGUAGCAGAAAGUAGAUAUCUACUGGUGGAAACAGCAAGGAUGGUUAACAUCACAGUUUGAUUAUUUGCACAAGGAUUUCUGUACUAGGCAAAACAUUCAGUUGGACUUCAGCAUCUUGGAUAAAUGUGGAUAAAAAUGUGGCCAAACAAGUAGGCCUAUGGAUCAGCUGAAUUGAAAAUUAAGUGAAAUCUAAAAGACAGAUGAAGAUCUUUAGCUAUGGCUGUUAACAGCAAACUGAAAUGGUCAAAUGGAGAGCCAAAUGUAUGCAUACAUGCAGUCAGUCCCCAGUCAGAGAGGGGUUUGGCUGUGCUUUGCAGCACAUGGCUUUCAGGAUGCUGUCAGAUUUCUAACUUUGUUUUUUUCGAGUCCAAAGCUAACAGUUACUGUUGAGAGCCAACUCUGAUUUAGCAGUGAUAUAUUUUGUGAAAAUCCUUUAUGUAGUACCUUUUAAAAUUAGUUAUAUAUAAUUGUAACGUGGACAUGGCAUUGGAAAAUGUUUUUUGUGUAUAUCCUUGUUAAGCACCUUGAGAUCUAGGACUUAAAGCUAUUAGGGUGGCUUUACUUGAUGCAGCUUUUAUGUAACUUAAGUUGGAUUUAGUAAUGUUGGGUCCAAAGGAUGCAAAGUUUGGGUUGUCUUAAAAAAAAAAAUUGAAAUGGCUACCGUGAUUGGUUGUUGUGCCUCAGAUCUAUAUAGUAAAUAAUGGUACCCAUGUAGGCUAAAACAAACUAUAAUGUCUGUGGAGGUUUUCAGUCAUUCAGUUUUUGGCUAUCCUCGUAUGAGCUGAAUCGAGGGCAACUGGAUUUUUGUGGAAUCUCAAAGAUGUUUCACUUCUCAUCCAAGAGGCUCUUUCAGUUCUUCAGUUCAUGAGUAAAACAUCUUCGAGAACCUACAAGCAAGUCCAGUUGCCCUCGAUUAACUCUGUGUGGAUAGCUAUACUUGCUUAGGUGCUGAUGUCACUUGGUAAGGAGCCAGUUAACGAUGCAAUGUUUAUUUGGUUUGCCAGUAUUUUCACAAGUUCAGAUUAUCUGGCAAGUGUUGAGCCAGGGAUGUGGAUCGGCCAUGUUUAUUUUUAGUAAAAAAAAAAAAAAUUAGUUGGUUGUGGUAGUGCCUUCAUGCAGUUCCCAUGGGGAAGAAAAGAAGUUCCCGUGUUGCCAAGACCAGCAGGUUCCCCACCUCACAGUGUUACAUGAAGAUCCGACAAAAGUGCUCUGAAUUUUGCAGCAGACUGUGCCUGCCAUGGUAUGAUGUUGCAAACCUUGCCUCAGAGACAGUCAAAGUUGGAAGAUUUUUAAUUAACAUUAUUUGAUUCUUUUAAGGAAGCCAAAACAAUAACUUUGAGUGUUAUACUAAAAUAUUGAUGUUGAGGUCAAACUACAAAUUUGAUGUGAUUGCCAACUAUGGUGGAUUAUGUCUGUGAAUGGUUAGAUGGAUACAAUGUAACUUUUGGGGAAAAUUGAUUUCAAGGCAUUUUUUGUUGCUUCUGCAUUUUGAAGGCAACUUACUGUUAAACCUAUUAUUCGCCUAUGUAUGCCUAUAUGAGUUGCCAGUGAAUGGCACAGAGAAACUCCUUAGUAAUCGUGAGCAAGUGAUGAAGAUAUUCCAUCAAAACUUUACACUUUUCUUAAAUUAGUCAACACCCAUGCAUCCUCUAAAAUAAAGUAUUCACCCUAGCCAUGGUGUAAAUAAAAGGUACACCUCCAGCCAACCAGAAUUAAGUCUUUUCUCAGCCCUUGCUAUGAUCAAAAAUAGCUUGUGCAGCCACCUCAGGAUUAUCACUUGCAGAUUAAUUAUUAGUAUUACAAGUAUUAUAAGUAUUACAAUUACAGUUAGUGCAGUUGCUAUUUGCAGUCCAGCUGUUUUUACCCCUGCUGACUAGUUAAGGAGAUAGCUCUGUAUUUAUUGAUCGUUAAGGCCUGUAUACAUAUAAAUACAUUGUUUGUAUCUUUGCAUGAAAAUUGCUACAUGCAACUUGUAAUCUACAAUUGCAUGGAAGUAGCACUAUGUAAAGCCAGCCUUAAUAGCAAGAUCACAUUUUCAGUCCUUCUAAAGGGAAAUACCACUGAAUAUCAGGAUUCAAGUAUGCUACUCCUAGGCGUAUCACAGUUGAAUUUCAUGAACUGAACAAAUUUGUCUCACAUUUGACUAAAUGAGAAAAAUUGGUUCCCUAACACUGGUGAUCAUUGAGACUAUGAGAGCAAAGAUCAAUAAAGGGGCUCAGAAACGGACAUUACUAAGGAACAUAUUCUACAACUUACCAAGUUAAAUAUUCUCCAAAUUUUAGUGUAAUAAUAUAUAAUGUAUAACAUAUCUCAGAAUAAAAGGAUUUGGUUGUAAUAGCGACAAAUUUAGGCUCUCAUUUAGUGGAGCAGCAUUUGGUUGUACAUCUUGAUGGCACUGACCUGAGUCUUUGCUCUCUGCUUUGGGGGACAGUUCAACAUAAAUACAAUUGCCUGAAGGAAAUUACUUGAGAAUUUUUAAACCGAGUGGUAUUACUCUUUAACAUGGCUUAUUUGUAAGCCUGUCUUGAUCUCAUUAGUGGUGCUGCAUACAUGUAUGUUUCCUUAUUAAUGUUGAGUUACAACCAUGGUAAAUGAACAGACAUAAAGAAAAAAAAAAACAUUUGAAUGUGUUUUGCCCAAAUGAGUUUUGGGCUUUGCUCACUUUGUUUUUUCAUGAAAUAAGACAAGGCCACUUUGGGCUUCUUGUCGCUUCAUGAGAAGGUGAAACAAACUGCCUAAAUGUUUCUUCCUGUGAAACAAUCAGAUUGCAAGGCUGCUGUCAAGGUUGUUUCUGGCAUUUGGCUUAAAGUUUGCGUGCCGUCCUUUUAACACUGCUUUCCCUUUUGAGAUUGUUUGAUUGUCAAAGAUUGCAAGAAAAGUGCUUCAAAUGCAAAGGAACAGUGAAGUCGCUGAAAAAAAAAACCUAUAAAAAUUAAACAAAAUUUGCAUAAUUUGAAAUGUUUGCUCUUUGAGAAACCAAAUUAGGGUAACAUAUUCUGAAUUUGCCCUAACAUGGUUCUCAGUCACAGUCAAAUGCUUCUUUUCCAUGAAUAGCUGAUUGUCCACAUGAUUUCAGACUGCAUGGUUUGGCAUUGUUUUUAACCUUGAAUUUAUUUGUUGGGGUUGGCAGUAGUGGGUAUAUGGACAUUCACCUCAUCUUGUUUUAUUUCCUUAUUUUAUUAAGGAAUUUCUCAAACUGGGGGUAGAUGAAGAAACUGAGUGCCAUAGUGCCACACAGUACGCCCAACAGAAAACAAAACAGAAGUUUCUGUUUUAGUUGGUGCACCUCUUAAAACUGAAUCACAACAGGAUGUUGAUAAAUUAUUUUAGGCACUAUGGAAGCUAAUACUGCUCUAUGGUGGUAAAAAGAGCUUAUAUCACACUAACUUCAGGCGAAAAAUGUAUUGGUGCGUAGGUAGGAUAGUUGCUGUAUAGUUGUGUUGAAUAUUGCUUUAGGAAUUCCUUUGGUUUCUGAAGGAGACACAGUCCAUCUUUGUUUGGGUCAGAGUGCCAGUAGAAAUACAGAAUUUGUAGAUGUUAUGAAGGCCAGAAGACAAAUUAAACACACUGAAAAAUGGUCAGAGUUUAUUAUUUUGUAGGAAGUCACAUGUCACAAGUCACACUCUGGACAUGGUAUUCAUGAUCUGGUUAUAGUGAUUAGUUUACAGUGUAUAAUUGAUAGGUGAAUGGAUGAGUUUUGAACUACCGUUAUUUUUUCCUUACAUCCAGUAAGAUAUGUUUUUUUUAAGGACAUGGUUGCAUGGUCUUUGGUCUAUAAUUUUUACUGAUGAAUUUGGAAUCACCAGCCUGGGUGUCACCAGUUUUUUCCUCUGUUGUUACAUAGAAUGCAUUCAUGAUGAAAAUGGGCAUCUUCCAAGCCAAAAAAAAAAAAAAAAGACGAAACAUUGCAA
Molecule: messenger RNA, 8418 nt
Organism: Myripristis murdjan (pinecone soldierfish)
Lineage: Eukaryota; Metazoa; Chordata; Actinopteri; Holocentriformes; Holocentridae
Gene: zc3h12b
Product: zinc finger CCCH-type containing 12B
Exons: 6
Coding region: 269-2806 (845 amino acids)
Cellular component (GO): nucleus; cytoplasmic ribonucleoprotein granule
Molecular function (GO): metal ion binding; mRNA binding; RNA endonuclease activity
Source: RefSeq, a predicted model, not a curated record